CAGCUCUGCUCAGCAGUAUGCACCUGUGUUUUCCCAUUGGAAUUUUAUAAACGAAUGCUGUGGAUGGGAAGGGAAAGUUCAGGAUGCCGUCUCAGCAAGAACGCGAAUGCCAGUCCCCGGAGCGGUCGGAUGAGACGGACACCAGCCUCGUCGGUCAGACCCAGCUCCAUGAGACUUUGCUAUGGUUGAACGAGAACUAUGAGAGAGCUGAGGGCGUGUGCUUGCCUCGAUGUGUGUUGUACACGCAUUAUUUGGACCUCUGCAAGAAGAGAAUUUUCACUCCGGCGGGGGCUGCCACCUUCGGCAAGAUUAUUCGGCAGAUGUUUCCAAAGCUCACCACAAGAAGGCUCGGCACAAGAGGACAAUCAAAGUACCACUACUAUGGUAUUGGCAUUAAGAAGUCAUCCAUCUACUACCACUCCGUUUACUCCGGCAAGGGACUGAGCCGAUUUUCGGAAUCUAAAGUAAAAACAGAGGGAUCUGCGCGGAAAUUUUCUCUGAGCUCAAAGUCUGGGACCCUUCUCCCAGAUUUCCCAACAGCAGGCAACCUGGUCAUUCCUGAUGACAUCAGUUCGGAAAAGGUAGAGACAUUCUUACUGAUGUACCAGACUCACUGCCAGCGUAUUUUGGACACCAUUGUGUCUUCAAACUUUGAGGAGGUACAGAACUUCUUGCUCCACUUCUGGCAAGGCAUGCCAAAACACAUGCAGUCGCUUCUCUCCUCUGACGUCAUCAUUGAUGUCAUUGCUCUGUGUGACUCGGUUUUGUACAAGGUCCUGACAGAUGUCUUGAUACCGUGCACGAUUCAAGACAUACCGGAGGGAUUGAGCUUUGACAUCCGCACAUUUGCCAAGAAGAUACCGGUUUGGCUUGACAGUUCGCUGGAUCAAAUGUGUGAGAAAUUGCGAGCGCGGAAAAUGAAAGUGUUGUCUUCAUUCGUGAGAAGUCUGCGGCGACAAAUGUCGUUCGUGCAGUUAGCACAGACGGCAAGAAGUGUGUUACUCAGCCAGGAAACAGUGAGCCAAAUGACUCGAGAUCUCGCGGAACUAAAUAUCAGCGGGAACAUGACGCACGCAGAUGUCAGCCAAUCAGCAUUUAGCGCUGCCAAAACAGUGUUGCAGGAGUUCAAAGGUUUGCUGGCCAAGCAAGCCCCUCUGGAGGCGUAUGUGGAAUGGACCGAUAGCCUCAUCGACCGAUUUGUUCUCCAGAAGAUCUCAGGGAGCGAUUGUGCGGACCUUUCUUCAUCCUUCAUGCUACAGUGGUCGUUUUUUACUUCCAAGAUACUAAGAGACCUCACCCUGCAACGUGCAUCUAGCUUUGGAUCUUUGCAUCUCAUCCACAUGAUGUUGACGGAAUACGCAUUCCUAGUGGUGGAGAGCCAACAGGAUCAACACCAUCACGCAGAAAUGGUUGACCAUGUGCAGAAGAACAUGAAACAAACUGAGGAGAUCUGCACUAAAGCUACGGUCAGGUCCUCGGGUCAAAGGUCGUCACCAGGAUCAACAGCUACCGUGAAACUGAAGCGAAGGAAGUGUUCAACAAGUCAAGCAGACGAAAAUUCUCCGAAGGACGGUCCUGAUCCUCAGGAUUCCCCAGACGGCAACCAGCGAAGGGACGAAGAGUACCAGGACUGUGGCGCCGGGUCAUCUCAGCAGAUAACCUGCGAUGUACGCGAAGGCGAGGGCUCCCUCCACGCCAGUAUCGAAUUCACGGAGACGUGUCCAGGGCCGGUGUCUGCCCCCGCGGUGUUAUCUUCGAGUUACGCUUUUCGCCCCUUUAGCUCGGAGAGGGAGCCUCAGCCCCCCGUAACGAUCCAUCACACAUUUACCGAGGACCAGUCCCAGAAUGGUUGUUUCUCUUCUGCUUAUGCGAAUUCAUACUGUGACUAUUACCCUGUGCGUGCUUCCACCCAUGCGCACUCGUCCUACGACCCCCUG
Molecule: messenger RNA, 1937 nt
Organism: Acanthaster planci (crown-of-thorns starfish)
Lineage: Eukaryota; Metazoa; Echinodermata; Asteroidea; Valvatida; Acanthasteridae
Product: DNA-binding protein RFX6-like
Biological process (GO): regulation of transcription by RNA polymerase II
Molecular function (GO): RNA polymerase II cis-regulatory region sequence-specific DNA binding; DNA-binding transcription factor activity, RNA polymerase II-specific
Source: RefSeq, a predicted model, not a curated record